Clarias gariepinus (North African catfish) is the source of this 2118-nucleotide messenger RNA. It is a transcript of the gene smoc2, whose product is annotated as SPARC related modular calcium binding 2. Gene Ontology annotation, biological process: extracellular matrix organization. Gene Ontology annotation, cellular component: basement membrane. The record is from RefSeq and is a predicted model, not a curated record. Lineage: Eukaryota; Metazoa; Chordata; Actinopteri; Siluriformes; Clariidae. Bases 211 to 1539 code for a protein of 442 amino acids. The transcript has 13 exons. Gene Ontology annotation, molecular function: protein binding; calcium ion binding; extracellular matrix binding.
GUGCAGUCUCCACUCAGCGCAUCUCUCACUCUCCUGCUGCGCAAAAGCGAGCGCACUGCGCAUUUCUCCACUCCAAGACUCUGAGCAGCCAGCUUCACCUGUGAUCCCCGUAUCAGACCGGGAGAGAACGCGGAUUCUGCUUGUUGCUGCAAGAAAAAGAACGAGACAUUAGGAAGAAAGUGAAUUUUGGGAGAGACUUUGGUGCUCAGGAUGAGGGACUCUGCGCUGCUGCUGCUGGUGCUCGGGUUGCUCCAUGAGGCGAGCGCGCAGAAACUCUCCGCGCUCACGUUCCUACGAGUCGACCAGGAUAAGGAGUGUAACAUGGAUUGCUCCAGUGCUUCACGCAAGCCGCUGUGCGCAUCCGAUGGAAGAACCUUCGCCUCACGUUGUGAGUUCCAGCGCGCCAAGUGCCGAGACCCCCAGCUGGAAGUCAUGCGUGGCUCAUGCAAAGAUACAUCAAGGUGUGUGGCUGAGAAGAAAUACACAGAGCAGCAGGCCAAAAAACUUUUCCCACAGGUGUUUGUUCCUGUGUGUAACCCGGACGGCACCUACAGCGAGGUCCAAUGCCACAGCUUCACCGGCUACUGCUGGUGCGUAACGCCCAAUGGCAGGCCCAUCAGUGGCACAGCGGUAGCCAAUAAAAAGCCUCGGUGCCAAGGCUCCAAGCAUGAUAAGGUCACUCCUCGAGAGCCAGGAAAAGCAGUUUCCUUGCAAAUCUUUUCCAUUCUAAACGCAGAUGAGACUGUCGUUCUCGUAGAUGAGACCCAGCCACCAGCCGACGAAGAAGACAUGAUCUCACAGUACCCGACUCUUUGGACUGAGCAGGUGCGCAGCAGACAGAACAGGACAAGAACACAAUACUCUUCUUGUGAUCAAGAGCUGCUGACAGCGCAAGAGGAGGCAAGGCAACAUAAGAAUGAGGCUGUGUUCAUCCCUGACUGUGCCCACGGUGGCCUUUAUAAGCCAGUCCAGUGUCACCCGUCUACUGGCUACUGCUGGUGCGUUUUAGUAGACACAGGACGGCCCAUACCUGGCACCUCGACCCAAUACGAACAGCCAAAAUGUGACGGCAAUGCAAGAGCACAUCCCAGCAAACAGAAAGAUCUUUACAGGAGCAGACAUCUUCAGGGAUGCCCUGGAAACAAGAAAACUGAAUUUCUGACAAGUGUUUUGGAUGCGCUGUCUACAGACAUGGUACACGCAGUUACUGAUCCAGCUGCAGCCGGCAGAAUGCCAGAACCAGACCCUAACCACACUCUGGAAGAGCGGGUGGUGCACUGGUACUUCAGUCAGCUGGACAAGAACUUGAGCGGUGACAUUGGCAAAAAGGAGAUCAAGCCGUUCAGACGCUUGCUGCGCAAGAAAUCCAAACCUAAGAAGUGUGUGAAGAAGUUUGUGGAGUACUGCGACAUCAGUAACGACAAGGCUCUCUCGCUACAGGAGCUGAUAGGCUGCCUUGGGGUGACCAAGGAAGACGGGGCCAAAACAAGCGAAGGCACAGGCUCCAGUAAAAUAAACACGGUGAAAAAGCAAGGCUGAGAUUUCGGACCUUGUUCUCGCUGCGAUCCUGUCCCCACCCCCAACCACGUCCACCCCACCCCACCCCACCGCACCCCACCCCACCAAAUGGCGAUGGACCCCCAUAGUAUUUGCACUUUGUACUUUAAACAAAAUGAUGUAAAUUCACUUUGUAGAAAGAAGGUAUUUAAACAGACUGCUGAACAUGUGAAUGAUGUUAGUUAGCUUAUUUUUUUAUAUAAAUGUCCUUACAUGAAUCGUUGAUACUUUAACACAUACAAUGUAUGUGUCCUUUGUGAGUCCGCAUUUCUGAGUGAAUUCUAUUACAUGUUGCUUUUUUAAAAAAUGUUUCUUGUUGAAAUUGUUUUUUACAUGACACCAGAUUUACACAUAGCCAAUAAAAGAAAAUAAUACGUUAGAUAAUUGUGCUUCAGUCACAUACUGGCUUUUUUUUUUUUUUUUUACCUGCAUAUCAAGCCUUUGUCUUGAUUAGAAAUAAAGAUCUUGUAUGCCUUUUAAUGUUUUAUAUCAAUACACUGUAUAUAUCGAGUUGUCUGUGAAAUGUUUUGUUGCUCAUAAUAAAGACUCUCUCCUAACUGA